UUUAUUAAACAUAAACAAAACGACUUCCUGUCUUGCGCAAAUCCUACCGACUCCGGCCGUCAGAGAAGAUUUUUCUGUGAGGAAGGUUUCAUGUUUUCGACAAAUUCAUAGUUUGAACAACCACAACACCUACUUAAAAUAUUGGUGGAUGUAACCAUGGCUUCGGCUACAGUUGAGCAAAAUUCUGGCAACCAUGCCAAUUCGACAGAUGCUAAAACUGGAGAUCUCUCUGGGUGGAAAGCAAAACUUAAUCUCCCUCCUAAGGACCACAGAGUUAAAACCAGUGAUGUGACAAACACCAAAGGUAACGAGUUUGAGGACUUCUGUUUGAAGCGAGAACUGCUAAUGGGGAUAUUUGAGAAGGGGUGGGAGAAACCCUCCCCAAUCCAGGAGGCCAGCAUUCCUAUCGCAUUAACCGGAAGAGACGUUCUAGCUCGCGCUAAAAAUGGCACAGGAAAAACCGGGGCCUACACUAUUCCAAUUCUGGAAAAGGCAGACCCAAGCCGAGAUGAAGUUCAAUCUUUAGUUAUUGUGCCAACUCGAGAAUUAGCCCUCCAGACCAGUCAGAUCUGUAUUGAGCUCAGUAAACACUUAGGACUCAAAGUAAUGGUGACUACAGGGGGGACCAAUCUGAAAGACGAUAUCAUGAGGCUCUACGAACCAGUACAUGUGAUCAUUGCCACCCCUGGCAGAAUCCUGGACCUGAUGAAUAAAAAUCUAGUCAAAAUCAGUAAAUGUGGCAUGCUGGUCCUGGAUGAGGCUGACAAACUGCUGUCUCAAGACUUUAAAGGAAUGCUGGAUCACAUCAUCGCCCAUCUCCCACCAGACCGACAGAUUCUCCUGUACUCGGCUACCUUUCCUUUGACUGUGGAACAAUUCAUGAGGAAGCAUCUUAAUAAUCCGUACGAGAUCAACUUGAUGGACGAACUAACUCUGAAGGGAGUGACCCAGUAUUACGCCUUUGUCCAGGAAAAACAGAAAGUCCACUGUCUCAAUACUUUAUUCUCAAAGUUGCAAAUUAACCAGUCCAUUAUUUUCUGUAACUCCACACAAAGAGUUGAGCUCCUAGCUAAGAAGAUUACUGAGCUGGGCUACUCUUGCUUUUAUAUCCAUGCCAAGAUGAACCAGCAGCACAGAAACCGAGUAUUCCAUGACUUCAGACAGGGGCUGUGUAGGAACUUAGUGUGUUCAGAUCUGUUCACCAGAGGUAUUGAUAUUCAGGCAGUAAAUGUUGUCAUCAACUUUGACUUCCCAAAACACGCUGAGACGUAUCUCCACAGAAUUGGUCGAUCAGGGCGAUUCGGACACCUGGGGGUGGCCAUCAAUCUCAUUACCUAUGACGACAGGUUUGCCUUGCACAAGAUUGAAAGUGAACUGGGAACAGAGAUUAAACCCAUUCCCAAAAACAUAGACAAGUCCCUUUAUGUGGCAGAAUUUCAUAUGGUGAACGAAGAAGACGGAGAUCAAAGUUCACAGCAGAGAGGAGCCCGCUAGAAUGGAUCACCCUUCACUGUCAUCGCAUUCAUUCAUUUUUGUGUCACAACAUGCUGAAAUAAUCUGUAUUCUUGAAAAACUUUCACUGUAAAGCCUUGAGGAACAACAUAUCAACCAAAACAAACAUCAAGGAUGAUCAGCAUGUGUUUUCAUCUCUCAUUUUAUAUGGCAUUAUUUGUUGGAGGGAGGGGUUCAGCAGGGGGAGGUAACCAGUGCUAUUGUUUCACCAUAUUUUGUCACAAUGUUUUAGAAUUGACACAGUUUGGUGAUAAGCAAAUUGUAGAUUUAGGUUCAAUGAAUUGUAAAUUUGUAUAUGUUGCAAAAAGGGAAAGAACAAAGAUUGAUGCUAGAUUAAAAAAAAAUUGUACUGUAAAACUCGUUUAGUGCGAACACGGAUAUGGCGAAUUCACAGAUGUAUGGAAGUUAUCUUGGAACCCAAGCUAUAUAGAUUUAAUGAACUCCUUAUAGGGAUAUAACGAAUUAUUGAUAUAGCGAAGUAAUUUCAUGGGUCCCUGUGACUUAGUUAUAACUGAGUUUUACUGUAACAUGUUUAUUUAUGAUACUUUUACUUUUAGGUAUAUAAGUUGGAUGACAUAAGAUAAUAAAGUAUUUCUUGAGUUUAUGAAUAAUGGCAAUGUUAAAAAAAUUAAAAGCCUGAAGAUGGUAUAGGACACAGUGCCUUUUAUCAAAGCUGGAAUAGUUAUGGGAUAAAAAGUCCUUCAAUUUAUGACAAGGGUUGCAUAUGAUUUAAAGAGUGUAUAUUGAUAGCAGUCCUGUACCCCCAUAAAUCAAGUUUUUAUCCCCAUAAUAAAAAGUUUUUAUCUGUCAUCAAUCCUUGUUCUCUUCCCUUUUAGAGUAAUAUAUUUUUGGUGCAGAUAAAUGUAAAACAAAAGUGUGGAGUCUGCAUAAGAAUCAGCUAUUUAUUUCUGUUGAUCUCAGUGUAGAAGGAAGCCUGCAUCUGUCAUAUGUCUUAUUUUUGUGUUCCUUUAUUGUCAGAAGGUUGAUUCGUAAUCAAGUGAAAAGACGUUGUUUUUAAAUGCAUUGCAACUAAAUUAUCAACUUAUGUAAGGAUCUUCAGGAUCACCAUUAUCAUUAGGAAUCUAUAUUUGUUGGAAACUAAGAAAUGCAUAUUUUGAUAUUUAAGCAAUGUGUUUUUGGAUAUUUAAGUGUGUAUUAGAGGUCUACUCACUGUUUCCGUACUAAAUUGGUCUCAGAGUUUCUGAAUGAUAUAAGCAUGAUAAGGAAGUGAAUAAUGAUUUGAUGAACUUGAGAAAAAACAUUGUGAUGAGCUUCUGAUAAUGGCAUGUAGACAGUUAUGGAUGCAAGCUUCCUUCCUGAACAUUUGUACAUUAUUUAUAUUCACUGUCAUCUUUUACUGUCAUGUCACAAAGUGACAAUUCAAAGUCGGACCUUCCCUUAAUCAAAAACAGCCUUCUCCUCCUAGCAGUAUUUCAUUUGUACAGAUUUCCCUCCAAUUUUGUAUAGAGUUAAGGUGUAGUGGGGGGUGGGGGAAUUCCCUGCCCCCCACAAAUCUACUGGUAUUCUGAUCUGUGUACAUAACAAGGAGCUUAGUUCCUGGAGAAUUGAGCCACAAAGAAUAGUUUGUGAUUCUGUGAGUGAAUGCUGGUCAAGGUUGUAAGUGUAAACUAGUCAAAUUUUGUAUCUGAAAUCCACUGUCACCACAAAUCAACUUUAUGUAACUUUUAAUAGGGAUGUGCAAUUUUUUUCCAUGUAAAAAGUGUGCUCAUACAGCAAAGGUGUUUUCUCAAAAUAGCAAAAACCAAACAAAAAAAAAUGGGGAGAGUGAAGAAAUGACAAAAUAAAGAUGAGUCAUAGGGGUUAAUACUGAAGCCUUGCUGAAUGAGCACAUUUGACAGAACCAGCAGUGUGAAGCCUUUCUAUGUGACCAGCAGUAAGAUACGACAACGUAUGGGAAAGGCUACCCAGCCAAACAUGUCAGUGUAGAUCUGACUGGGUAUGUUAUUUGUACUAAGUAAUGAAUAGGGGAUACCAGACAAGAGCCAUCAGGAGCACCAGUUUAUUCUGUAUCAGAUGAUCUCAGGGUUUAACUGUUAGCUGUCGACAACAAAACGAACAUUUGCUGUAUGUUAGCUAAUGUGUGUGUGUCUGCGUGUGAGCGUGUGAUUUUGAACAAUUGUGCCUUAAACCUUUCUCUGCUUGAGGAGGAAGACAGCGGAGUCUGGGGAAAUACGACGCACCGUGACAACAAAUCAGAUAAAAAAUUUGACAUGUUUGUACACAGUAGUGAAAUAAUAAUGAUGCAUAACAAAACAACAGUGCUAAAACUGAGAGCGAAAAUAUAUUUCUGGAGUUGAUGCAUGCGGAAAAAACUUUUAUUCGAGAAUUCAUGGAAAGUGUCUUAUUCAACACAUUUAUACUACCGUACACACUGAACAAAAAGGACUCUGACGACAAAAUAGGAAGAAACGGACUUCUGAAUUAUUUUGUGAGAUUGUGUUCCAGAGAAAUGGUGUGUGACAAGGCAGGCAUCAGAUCCACUUUACCAGACAGGGACUGGUCAAUAAGGGCAGCUUUCUAAAUAUUGCCAGAGAUUUCAGUCUCAGUGACACAGACCAGUCAGCCACACAGCUGACGCUGUUAUGCCAAAACACUUUGUUUUCUUUUUUUCUUUAUUUUGUUGACUGUGCUAUAUUGAGUUGUUCCCCUUUGUGUGACUGUUAAUGUGUUCGUAAUAUGUGCUAUUUAGUUUUUUUUGGGGGGUAACUGAAAGAGAAAUUUGUUUUCAAUAAUUUUGAGGCAUUUUUAGACAGAUAUAGGUAAAGUACACAUUGACAUCUUUUCUAUAUUUUUAGGAAACUUUUUGAUAAAUCUGUUUUUGGAUGUAAAGGUCUUAAGAUAUUCAAGGAAGUUAUUUAGUUUUUUGCAGCAGUUGGGUCAAAUACUAUAAGAAGGCUAUGCUAUGCUACAUUCCUUCAAUUUUACAAUGACCAAAUUUCUUUUUUUUUUCUUUGACAAAGAAAUAAUAUUGCAAUGUUUAUUUAUAUAAAGCUAUUUUUGUGACCAUUGCCAAUUUUGGAAACCAGUAUAAGGGUCUGUAUGAAUUAAUGACAAGUAUUGGGCCCAAAUAAUCAAGUAACAAAAGCUAUGGGUAUUGGCCCCCAACAAUGAAGUAACAAAAGGGUUCAGUAUGGGUCCCAACAGUAAAGUAACAAAAGCUUUGGGUAAUGGGCCCCCACAAUGAAGUAACAAAAGCUUUGGGUAUUGGGCCCCUACAGUAAAGUAACAAAAGCUUUGGGUAUUGGGGCCCCAACAAUGAAGUGACAUUGGCUUUGGGUAUUGAUACACUGUUAAUUCAGUAUAUUUGUAUGUUUUGAUUAUGAAAAUAUUUUUGGCAAGUAGAUGUGAAAAACAGAAAAAGAAAGUGGGUGGAAAUUUUUUCCUGGGAUUUCUACCUGAUGGAGAUUGUAAAAAUGAAUUUUAAAGUGCAUUAGAAUGAAAUAAAAUCAAAGGUGUGAGCCGAUAAAUAGGGCAGAAUGGAUUUCCAGGAAUAUUCAAACUAACAAGUAUGUUUUAAGUUUUAAAAUGUGGGACAAAGAAAAUAAACCUGAAGAAGGACAUAUUCAGAACUGAGCAGGAUUUUGGUCUCUCUUAUCAAAAUUUAUAGGUGGGGGAAUUUUGAACAGGGGAAGGGGUAUCACUAAUAUUAAAUUGGAUGCAAAAAAUUAACAGAAAACAAAUAAGAUGGUACUGUUUUGGCUUCUUUUUUUUUUAUUUAAAGUAAGAUGUAGGUUGUGCAUUAAAUUUUACAUAUAAAGUGUCCCACUCCUGCUCAAACUUGUCCUUCUAAACACACAGGGGCAGAUAAAGCAUGAAAUAAGUAACAUGUUGUGACAAACACUUUGGCAUCCUGUUGGAAAUACUCAGUUUUACAUCUGUUUGGAAUUUAUUAUUGUACACAUAUUUAAAGUUCAACCUGUUUCUUUUUGGCCAUUGAAGUAUUAAGAUGAAAUUAGUGUUGAAUACAGAAAAUGUUAAAGCAGUGUCUUCAAAAUUAUUAAGUCAGCAUGGUACAUUGUUCAAUUAUUUCAAGGAGAAAUUGCAAAAAAAUAAAAUCUGAAAUCAAAGAAAA
Molecule: messenger RNA, 5605 nt
Organism: Saccostrea cuccullata (small rock oyster)
Lineage: Eukaryota; Metazoa; Mollusca; Bivalvia; Ostreida; Ostreidae
Product: ATP-dependent RNA helicase me31b-like
Exons: 11
Coding region: 157-1494 (445 amino acids)
Biological process (GO): P-body assembly; cytoplasmic stress granule assembly; negative regulation of translation
Cellular component (GO): cytoplasmic stress granule; P-body
Molecular function (GO): ATP binding; mRNA binding; RNA helicase activity
Source: RefSeq, a predicted model, not a curated record